Molecule: messenger RNA, 1383 nt
Organism: Rasamsonia emersonii CBS 393.64
Lineage: Eukaryota; Fungi; Ascomycota; Eurotiomycetes; Eurotiales; Trichocomaceae
Product: Glutamate--ammonia ligase
Exons: 3
Coding region: 1-1383 (460 amino acids)
Molecular function (GO): glutamine synthetase activity
Source: RefSeq, a predicted model, not a curated record
AUGUCUGACCCCGAGGUCACGCUCGACAAUGUCGCGCAGAUCCUCGCGCACGACAACAAGGUCAAGCUCGCCGGCCUCGACGUCGACGGCAUCCUGCGCGGCAAGCUCGUCUCCAAGAAGAAGUUCCUAUCCAUCGUCAAGGACGGCUUCGGCUUCUGCUCCGUCAUCUUCGGCUGGGACAUGCACGACCGCACCUACUUCAAGGAGCUGGCCAUCAGCAACAAGCAGAACGGUUACCGCGAUCUGCUGGCCGUCCCGGACCUGCGCAGCUUUCGCCGCAUCCCCUGGGAGGACAACGUGCCCUUCUUCCUUGUCAGCUUCUUCGAUCCUGAGACACGGGCGCCUAUCUCGGCUUGCCCGCGCGGCCUGUUGAAGACGGCCGUCGCGAAGCUGGAAAAGCACGGUUACAAGGCCAUGGCGGGCGCGGAGUACGAAUUCUACCAGUUCCGGGCCCCUCAAAGCGCGUACAGCAACGAGCGCAACUCCUCGACGACCGCCUCCUUCCUCAAGAACAAUCCCGUCGAAGCGCUUCCGCCGCUGACGGAGGGCAUGUUUGGCUACAGCAUUACGCGGCCAGUGCACAACCAAGAGUACUACUACGGCAUCUUCGACGCGUGCGAGAAGUUCAGAUGUGACCUCGAGGGGUGGCACACGGAGAGCGGACCGGGCGUGUUUGAGGCUUCGUCUAGGUAUGUUGUCAAAUCGCUGGGCAGCAAAUACGGGAUCACCCCGGCCUUCAUGGCGAAGCCGCGCGAAGGACUGCCUGGCAACAGCGGCCACAUGCACGUGUCGAUCGUGUCGGACACGGGCAAGAAUCUGUUUGCCCGCGACACGCCGGAUCCCUCGCCGCCGUAUCCGGAAUUGGCUUACCUGUCGGAUCUGGGGAGACACUUCCUGGCCGGCUUGCUGACCGGUCUGCCUGAUAUCAUGCCGCUGUUCGCGCCCACGAUCAACUCGUACAAGCGGCUGGUCGAGAAUUUCUGGGCCCCGGUCACCGUCUCGUGGGGUCUGGAACAUCGCGCGGCUUCCAUCCGACUGAUCUCGCCGCCUACGUCCAGCGCCAAGGCGACGCGCUUCGAGGUGCGGGUUCCCGGGGCGGACGCCAACCCGCAUUUUGCGCUGGCGGCUAUCAUUGCGGUCGGGUGGCGCGGAGUGGAAAAGAAGCUCGAGAUCCCCGUGCCGCCGCUGGGGAAGGGCGAGGAGACGGGCAGCGCGAGCGACCAGGGCGCGCGGCUGGCCAGGAACCUCAAGGACGCCACGGAGCUGUUUAUGCGACCAGGCAGUGUGGCGCGAGAGGUGUUUGGGGACGAGUUUGUCGACCACUUUGGCGGCACGCGCGAGCAUGAAGUGCGUCUGUGGCAGGAGGCCGUGACCGAUUGGUGA